Molecule: messenger RNA, 1877 nt
Organism: Neltuma alba
Lineage: Eukaryota; Viridiplantae; Streptophyta; Magnoliopsida; Fabales; Fabaceae
Product: putative ankyrin repeat protein RF_0381
Exons: 1
Coding region: 154-1752 (532 amino acids)
Molecular function (GO): protein binding
Source: RefSeq, a predicted model, not a curated record
CUCUGGCUUCCUUAAAAUUUAUACCAUCCAGGCAUUCUCUAUUCAGUGUUCUCUUCCUACAAGCUUCUCUUCGCCAUUUCAUGGCUUUUGUUUCCAAACCCACCAAUAUUAACUUGGUUUAACCAUUAUUGAAGCAAAGAAUUGAUCAGAAAUAUGGACAGGCUCAUAAGAUUAGACCCAUCGAACAUCGUUCCCAUCAGAGUUGAAGCAGGGCAGAAAUGCGUUGGCCAUAUCACAUUACGCAAUGUUAUGUACACCAUGCCAGUGGCCUUUAGGCUUCAACCACUGAUCAAGACUCGUUACACAGUGAAGCCUCAGUCUGGAAUUAUAUCCCCUUUGGCCACACUUACACUGGAGAUUGUAUAUCAUCUUCCACCUGGAGCGACCCUCCCUCACUCUUAUCCUCACUCCGAUGAUUCUUUCCUUCUGCACAGUGUGGUGGUUCCUGGUGCAGCAAUUAAAGAGCCUUCCUCUAUGUUUGAUUCCGUUCCAAACGACUGGUUCACCACUAAGAAGAAGCAGGUCUUUAUAGACAGUGGCAUCAAGAUCAUGUUUGUGGGUUCGCCAAUUUUAGCCCAACUCGUUGCAGAUGGUUCCAUGGAUGAUAUCAGAGACGCCCUUGAACGAAGCGACACGUCAUGGAAGGCUCCGGACUCGAGGGACUCACAAGGUCAGAGUUUGCUUCACUUGGCUAUUUCACAGAGCAGACCGGACCUUGUUCAAUUACUCCUCGAAUUCAAGCCCGAUAUAGAAGCUCCCAAUCGCGCUGGUUCAACCCCACUUGAGGCUGCAUCUUCCUCCGGUGAGUCCUUAAUAGCUGAGCUUCUAUUAGCUCACAAGGCCAAUACUGAGCGAUCAGAAUCAUCCGUUUGGGGGCCAAUUCACCAUGCAGCUAAAGGAGGACACUUGGAGGUCCUGAGGCUUCUUUUGCUGAAAGGGGCUAACGUAGACUCUCGGGCAAAGGAUGGUAGCACAGCUUUGCACCUCGCAGUUGAAGAAAGAAGACGAGAUUGCGCUAGACUUCUGUUGGCUAACGGUGCCAGAACCGACGUUCGCAACACCGGAGACGGCCACACACCUUUACACAUAGCCGCAUCCACCGGCGACGAGAACAUGGUCAAGCUAUUGCUACAAAAGGGUGCGAAUAAGGAAGUGAGAAAUGGGUUGGGGAAAACCGCGUACGACGUCGCCGCCGAGAAUGGACAUAGUCGUCUCUUCGAUGCGCUUAAAUUAGGGGACGAUCUCUGCGUGGCGGCGAGAAAAGGGGAGGUGAGAACCAUACAGAGGCUGAUCGAGAACGGAGCAUCCAUUAAUGGGAGGGACCAACACGGCUGGACGGCGCUUCACAGAGCCGCCUUCAAAGGACGAACAGAUGCGGUUCGGGCUCUCCUAGAGAAAGGGGUGGAUGUGGAUGCUAAGGACGAGGAUGGGUAUACGGCGUUGCAUUGCGCGGCGGAGUCAGGUCAUGCCGAUGUGACCGAGCUAUUGGUGAAGAAAGGAGGAGAUGUCGAAGCGAGGACCAAUAAGGGUGUGACCGCGUUGCAAAUAGCGGAGUCGCUGCACUAUGUGGGGAUCACAAGGAUACUCGUUAACGGCGGGGCUAGCAGGGAGAACAACAGUCAGAUUCCAGCACGGCCAGCCAAUAUUCCGUUUGGUAAACAAAUGGAGGGUGGGGAGAAAAAGAAGAAGAUAGUCAGAAACAGAGGGCUUCGGGCCAGCUUCGAUCGCUCGGCUGCUCUAGCCGUGAUGUAGGCAGGGUCCCUGUCUCUUCUAUGUUUACAACUUUACAUUUUGGGAUGCCCCGUUUCGUGGUUGAUUUUAGGCUUAUAAUUUGUGGAUGGAAUUGUAGAUUAAUGAUAUAUGUUGCUUCUAGACUU